Molecule: messenger RNA, 1775 nt
Organism: Microstroma glucosiphilum
Lineage: Eukaryota; Fungi; Basidiomycota; Exobasidiomycetes; Microstromatales; Microstromataceae
Product: uracil-DNA glycosylase
Exons: 5
Coding region: 79-1548 (489 amino acids)
Biological process (GO): base-excision repair, AP site formation via deaminated base removal; base-excision repair
Cellular component (GO): mitochondrion; nucleus
Molecular function (GO): uracil DNA N-glycosylase activity
Source: RefSeq, a predicted model, not a curated record
CCAAGCCUGACCGCCAUCACCGUUCAAAUACCUGGACAAUUACCGCAGCUACGUCUACACUCAUCUCGGGUCCCUUGCAUGCUCUUGUACCUGUUCACUAGAUCCCCCGUUCUCCCUCUUCGACACACCCUCAGCGUCAUGUCGUCUCCGCGGUCGUCUCCCUCCGCUUCUGCAGCAGGCACAAAAAGAAGUGCCUCGCCAUCGCUAGCCGCAGCUCCAGCUGCCACCUUCUAUUCCGCCGGGCCACAAGCUUCACCCAAUGCUAAACGCCCCAAGCUUGCAGAGGAUGACAAGGCAGAGCAGGCAGAGAAGACGGACCAGGAUGCCGACGAAGUCAAGGGUACCGCCGCAUCAGCUUCCAAAGACAGCCUUGCUCCACCUCCUCGGCGUCCCCUGGAAACGGCCGACUCCUUCGAUGACCUAGACGGAGAGGCGGAAGCUCUGAUAGCAGCAGCAGAGGCAGCCGAGAACCUCGACGCUCGUCCAGCAGCCCCGGCCAAGAAUGGUACAUCCAGCUCCACGGCAGCGAAACCGCCAGCAUUUCCCACUACCUCCUCCUCAUCAUCCACUACCUCUUCAAAUGACCCAUUCGCCCUGGAGCGCUCCACAAUGGAUCCCCUCUGGUUCUCCCGCCUAGAGCCCGAGAUGCACAAACCUACCUUCCGUUCCCUCAAGAAUUUCCUAGAAGCAGAAAAGAAGCAAAGACAGACGGUGUACCCACCUGAGAAGCUCAUACAUAAUUGGAGUAGGCUGACGCCAUUGGAUAAGGUCAAGGUGGUCGUGGUGGGGCAGGACCCUUAUCACGGACCGGGGCAGGCGUGCGGGAUGUCCUUCUCUGUGCCCAAAGGUGUGCCGGUGCCAGGCAGUCUGAAGAACAUCUACAAGGAGCUCUCCGACGAGUAUCCGGGCAAAUUUAUUGCUCCCAAGCACGGCAACCUGGAGUCAUGGGCCUCCCAAGGCGUACUCCUCCUCAAUGCCUCCCUCACAGUCCGUGCUGGGCAAGCCGCCUCGCACCAUGGCAAAGGCUGGGAGCCCUUUACGAAAGCCAUACUUCAGCUCGUCAAGGACGAAGCCCUACGAGGGACAGGGAGUGGUGGUGGAGGAGGAGGAGCAGCUGCAACAGGAAGUGGCGGAGGAGCAUCAGCGCAGAGCUCCAAGCUGAUGGGAAUGUUCAAGAAGCAGGGUGCGAAGCUGGAGGAGCCUCCUGCCAAGCCCAAGCCCAAGGAGGGGAACGAAAAGCCGGAGAAGGAGACGAAGGAGAUGGCUUCGGGCGAGGCACCAGCGGGGGCGGUGGCGGCGGGGGCAUCUUCUAGCAGUAAGGGGGUGGUGUUCCUCGCAUGGGGUCUACCGGCCGCAAAGACACUUGCGGAAGCUGGGAUCACAGAGAAAACCUCAUCCAACAUCCUCCUGCUCAAAUCUCCACACCCCUCCCCUCUCUCUGCCCACCGGGGUUUCCUAGGGAAUGGGCAUUUCAAAAAGGCAAAUGACUGGCUUGAAGCGCCGGGAAGGUAUGGCAAGGGGGGCGGGAUCCAGUGGGAAAAGCUAUAGCUACAGUCCAGUGAGGGGCAGGGAGAAAGACGAUAGGACUCCGGACAUCCUCGAUGUAUUACUGUACUUGCACCCGCAGCACUAGCAGCAGCAGCAUUUUCAGCGACUGUGACUUCGCUUCUUUUACAUCUAGAUGAGCUUAUUCUCGAUCCUCCUCUCCUCACGCAGCUUGCUCAACUGCUCCAGCACCACAUCCACCUUGACCGUCUCGUCAUUUCUAACCUUUU